GCACAGAAACUAAGCAAGAGUACUAGCUAGUGCUUAUAACUUCGUUCAUUAAAACAUCUUAUCAUAUGUUAAAUUGAUAUUACUUGUUGAUGAUGGAGCAAAAUUAAGAGCGAAAACAGAAAGCUUUUAUCUUAGCUUCAAGAAUCUACUAACCUCUUCGUAAGGAGAAUAGCUUAAUUGAUCAUUUGAUCCUCACUUGUUGUGGAGAUUCUGUGGAGUUAUGGGUGAACACUUUGUAUUGUUGGUGGAUCGAUUGCUCACCGAAUCCACAUUAGAGGCAAUCGAGAACAGAAACAGGUCGAUGCAAGCCACAUCCUCAGCAGUCGAAAAUCCGAAACUUGAUUAUUCAAAUGCGCUGAAGAUAGAUUAUGAGGAUAUUGUAUUGUCUCCUAGGAAAAUAGUAGAAUGCAGAAUAUGUCAGGACGAGGAUGAAGAUUCAAACAUGGAGACGCCUUGUUCUUGCUGUGGCAGCUUAAAGUAUGCUCACCGCAGAUGCGUACAGAGAUGGUGUAAUGAGAAAGGCGAUACAUUGUGUGAGAUAUGCCACCAACAAUUCAAGCCUGGUUAUACAGCUCCUCCUCCAUUGUUUCAAUUCGGGCGCAUACCUAUGGACUUCAGGGGGAACUGGGAAGUGUCAAGAAGGGGCAGUCCACGUAUUAUAAUGGUUUCAACUGAUCGUGAGUUCCUGAAUCCUCAUGAGUAUGAUGAGUAUUCUGCUUCUACUGCAAGAAGUCUGACAUGGUGUCGAUCAGUCGCGUUCAUUUUCAUGGUUCUGCUGAUUUUAAGGCAUACUCUUCCUCUCAUAGUUAAUGACUACUCCUUCCCACUUGUUAUGUUAUUGGUUUUAAGAACUUUUGCGAUAGUUCUGCCAAUCUAUAUAAUGGUGAGGCUAGUGACUGCUAUGCAUCGACGCCGGAGUCCACAAGUUCAGGAUCUUUCCAGUUCGUCGAUGACUUCCUCCGACGAUGAAGAAACAGAACCUUCUUCAGUCCUGCAGCCUCAGACUCAUAUCAUUCGAAUAGAAACAGAAGAUUAAAGCAACUCCUCCGCAAGAAUCUGGUCGUGGUGUAACGACGAGGAGAAGAUGAAAAAAGAAAGCUGGCCAGCAAUGCUUAGUUGCUGUUAGAGGGUGGAAUUAUGAUUGUUAUCUCCUUUAUCAUCAUAGAAAGAUAGAACACUAGUGAAAAGUAGAACAACACUGUCGGAACAGUGGACUCCAUUGUGAACCCCAUCAUCUGUACAGUUUGUAAAGAAACCUACCUUGUAUAUAAUACACAGAAAAUUAUACUGA
Molecule: messenger RNA, 1291 nt
Organism: Fragaria vesca subsp. vesca
Lineage: Eukaryota; Viridiplantae; Streptophyta; Magnoliopsida; Rosales; Rosaceae
Exons: 9
Coding region: 221-1036 (271 amino acids)
Biological process (GO): protein ubiquitination
Cellular component (GO): membrane
Molecular function (GO): ubiquitin-protein transferase activity; zinc ion binding
Source: RefSeq, a predicted model, not a curated record